AUGGACGACUUCAACAGUCUGCUGCACCGACUGCAGGAGUGCCAUGACAGAGACAUCGAGGGUUGGCAGCUCAAACUCCAGGAGCUCUCCAACAAAAAGGGCUGCGACACGAAGCGCAUGGAGGAGCUGUACACCCGGAACCAGCAGAUGAAGGAUCAGCAGCGAAUCCUCACAGACAACAUCAAGACUCUGGAGAACAGGCUGAGGGCGGGCCUUUGUGACCGCUGCACCGUGACGCAGGAAGUGUCCAAGAAGAGACAGCAGGAGUUUGAAGCACUGCACCUACAGACCAUGCAACACAUUACACUCAUGGUUUCCGACAUCAACAACCUGAAAAAGGAGAACAAGCUUCUGAGAGACGAGAACCUGCGACUACGCGCCGCGCUGGAGAGCAGCAGUCAGCCAGCAGAGGGCGACGUCACGGUGAAGGUGGAAGUACCUCACAGACUGAACACAGAUGAUGCCCGUCUGAGGGAGUGGCAUCGCCUCUUUGACUCGUACAAACCGGUGCAGAACUCCUCAGUGUGGAAGCAGCAGCAGCAGCGCGUCCCGGAGAGGAGAAGUGUGAGAGACUUGCAGCCUCACUCGGGCUCUCCCCCGGUGAAGGCCCUGGCCCCUGUCCCCUCAGUCCCCUCAGUGCCCUCAGUGCCCUCAGCGGGGUCUGAAGUCCAUUCCCACAGCAGACACAUCCUUCACGCUCCGGUGCCCUGCCGCCCCCAGCCCCUGCAGAGCUCCCAGAGGCCCCUGGCCCAGGGGCCCCUCGCUCCAUGGGCCCUCAGCGAGCCUCCGGACUGGGCCGCUGCCACAUCACAGGGUUCCAAAACACGCUUCCCGAACUUGAUCCCUUCCAAUAAGCACGUGAGUAGCCCCUCUCCGCAGACACGGCUCGCUCCGGGGCAGGUGUGGCAUAAACCGGGCAGCGUGCGGGAGACUCCAGCCAAAGAGCCCACUGUGGUGUUCAGACUGCAGAGCGAGGACGACUCCCCGGGGUCCAAGAGCAUCCAGAGCACCCAGAGCACCCAAAGCACCCAGAGCACCCAGAAUGGAGAGGGAAGGGGCGAGGAGAGCAACGAGUGUGAAGGACCUCUGGAUCUGUCCGACUCUGGAAAGAGUAAAGCUGUGACUGUGGACAGCACUCCUGUAGGGGGAGCCACAGAGCCCGCCCAGAGGCAGGACAGCAGAGGAGAAGAGGCCCAGAGUGAACAGCCCACCCCAGAGACCCCCAAGACCCUUGAGACCAGCCUUGCCAUCACUGUCCCACCAACCCCCACCACCACCACCACUGCAACCACAGCCAGACAGGACGCACUCACACAGUCUGAGGUGAAGGCCCCGAAGCAGAAGGAGCUGAAUGGAGAACAGGACCAGGGGAAGAAGGUGCCGGUGCUGACCAUCUCUCUGAGGCCAGUGGUACUGCUGGAGAGCCUGAACUCUGCAACACAGAAACGCAACUCCUCAUCGUCCGUUCAGAACGUAUGUCAUUUACCGGUCAAUAAUGGCUUUAUUCUCAAGUCCCCAGAGGAACCAGCGGGGCGCAGCAGCUCUGAUGAGAGGGAGGAGGAGAGCGGGGACAGUGGCAGAGAGAAGAGGAAGAGAGACUCGGAUUCAGACAAGGCUGUGAAGCCGAAGAGAAAAGUCAUGAUCACUGUGAGAAACCAAGACAAAAGUCCAAACCGGCUGCAGGCACUUCCAGACGGUCCUUCUUCCCCGCAAACAGGACUCCUUCCGGACACACCAUGGAGCAUCCACGGGACACGCACGGAGAAGCCCGGAUCAAGACAAACUGUGACCAUGGGCUGCGUGGGCUCAAAGACAGCGGAGCAGAGUUUCAGUAAAGAAGCCGUGAAAGACGAGCAGAACCGCAGUGUGAACGCACACUAUGUCAGAGACCCCACCACCGGCAACAACCUGAACAAGACGUCCAACAAUCUGAGCUCCUCUGAAGGUGAAAGAGCGGCCAUCGCGCUCUACGACUACGAGGCCAUUCACGACGGAGACCUGGGCUUCAAGAAGGGAGACAGACUCAUCAUCUUAGAAGAAUCAGGAGAAUGGUGGAAGGCCAAGUCCGUGAGCUCAGGACUAGAAGGCUUCAUCCCCAGUAACUACGUGGGAAAGGACACCCUGGAGACCGAAGAUUGGUUCUUCAAAGGCGUGAGCAGGAAGGAUGCCGAGCGGCAGCUGUUGGCCCCUGGGAACCGAGUGGGCUCCUUCAUGGUGCGAGACAGUGAGACCACACAGGGAAGUUACUCCCUGUCUGUGAGGGACUCGGACUCGAAGGCCGGAGACACUGUCAAACAUUACAAGAUCCGAACUCUGGACAACGGAGGUUUCUACAUCUCCCCCAGAAUCACCUUCAGCUCGCUGCAAGAGCUGGUCACGCAUUAUAAAAAGCAGGGAGACGGUCUGUGCCAGGCGCUCACCACCUCCUGUCUCAGCCCCAAACCAGAGAAGCCCUGGGAGAAGGACGCCUGGGAGAUCCCCCGCUCCAGUCUGAAGCUGGAGAGGCGGCUGGGAGCGGGACAGUUUGGAGAGGUCUGGAUGGCGACGUACAACAAGCACACCAAGGUGGCGGUGAAGACCAUGAAGCCGGGGACCAUGUCUGUGGAAGCUUUCAUGAUGGAGGCCAACCUGAUGAAGAGUCUGCAGCACGACAAACUGGUGCGACUCAACGCCGUGGUGACCAUAGAGGAGCCCAUCUACAUCAUCACGGAGUACAUGGAGAAAGGGAGUCUUCUAGAUUUCCUGAAGAGCGACGAGGGAAACCGAGUGCAGCUUCCCAAACUCAUCGACUUCUCGGCUCAGAUUGCAGAGGGCAUGGCGUACAUUGAGCAGAGGAAUUACAUCCACCGAGAUCUGCGCACCGCAAACAUCCUGGUCAACAACGCUCUGGUGUGUAAGAUCGCUGACUUUGGAUUGGCACGCAUCAUUGAGGACAACGAGUACACCGCCAGAGAAGGAGCUAAAUUUCCCAUAAAGUGGACGGCUCCUGAGGCCAUAAACUACGGCUCAUUCACCAUCAAGUCUGACGUCUGGUCUUUCGGUAUUUUACUGACCGAGAUCAUCAGCUUUGGACGCACGCCUUAUCCAGGCAUGACAAACCCAGAGGUGAUCCGCGCUCUGGAGAAAGGCUAUCGUAUGCAGCGUCUCGACAGCUGUCCCUCUGAGCUCUACGAGAUCAUGAUGGAGUGUUGGAAGAACAAACCCGAGGACAGACCCACGUUUGACUAUCUGCAGAGCGUCCUAGAGGACUUCUACACUGCCACAGAGAGCCAGUACCAACAGCAGCCAUGA
Molecule: messenger RNA, 3291 nt
Organism: Knipowitschia caucasica
Lineage: Eukaryota; Metazoa; Chordata; Actinopteri; Gobiiformes; Gobiidae
Source: the annotation of a GenBank genome assembly